ACUUCCAUCAUGUCCACCCACCCACCCGCAAUCCCAGAAACAACUUAUACCCCAUUCUACUGCGAAGAGAAUGUUUGGCGCUUGUGCGAUGCCUUGUCGCGCCAAUCAAGUCCCCUAGACGCGUCAGCGGUCUUCAUUUCCAAUGAAUACAAGACGGUUGCGCUGUUCGAACAGAAGCAAAGACUACCCGUGGUAGUUUGGGAUUACCAUGUUGUGCUAUUGCUCCGAGACCAGGACAAAAGGGAAUGGAUCUACGAUUUCGACACAUGCAUACCGUGCCCGUGUCCUCUUAAGGAAUAUUUGCGACGCACCUUCAGUCCCAACAUACCACCUGAUUACAAGAGGGAAGUCAUUCCAUUCCAUUCAACGCAGUCAGCCCCGCUUAACUUUCGCAGUCUUCUUCGCUUGGUCCCCGCAAAGGUUUUCCUCGAUUAUUUUGCGUCGGAUAGGUCGCAUAUGCUAGACGAGAGCGGGAGUUACCAGGCACCUCCUCCCAAGGAGGAGCCAAUACGGGGCAGAAUGGCAGUUGGAAAUAACCUCAUGGAGUUUGUGAAUAUGGAUGAGGGUUCAGGCCAUGGGAUAGUCGUUGAGGUUGAGGAACUCCAACGUCACGCAGAGUCACUCACCGAAUCUCUCUUCUCUUGA
This is a messenger RNA of Mycena indigotica, 645 nucleotides long. Its product is annotated as Nt-Gln-amidase domain-containing protein. NCBI's taxonomy places the organism in Eukaryota, Fungi, Basidiomycota, Agaricomycetes, Agaricales, Mycenaceae. The coding region runs from base 10 to 645 and encodes 211 amino acids. Gene Ontology annotation, molecular function: protein-N-terminal glutamine amidohydrolase activity; protein-N-terminal asparagine amidohydrolase activity. The transcript is spliced from 3 exons. Gene Ontology annotation, cellular component: cytosol; nucleus. The record is from RefSeq and is a predicted model, not a curated record.